AUGUCGGCUACAGGAACUUUUCGGGGAACGCCCAAUAAGACGAUCGGGAGAGGGAGGCUGCCCGACUUCGGAAAUGAUCCUAGCGCUUCCCAUAUCCCCCGUCCCAGACCAGAAUCUUCUGCUACAAUCAACAACACCCCUUCAAGUGACGUUGGAAGUGGUACAAUGAGCGCCGCCAGUAGCAGACAACGACAGAACCAGUCGAAGCGUGAUGAGGCCAUCCGCCGUAAGAUGGAGGCCGACCUCAACAAAAAGAGGAACGUCCCAGCCAAAUCAAGAAACUCCCGCAAGGCCCCGCCCGGCACCGUACUCGCCCUGAAGCCCAGUCAGGCUCUGCAGAUCAAGCCCGGCCUGAGCAUCGCAGAGGCCGCCCAGCUUAUGGCCGCCAAGAGAGAGGACUGUGUGCUGGUGACCGACGACAAUGAGCGCAUUGCGGGUAUUUUCACCGCGAAGGAUCUGGCAUUCCGUGUUAUCGGAAUGGGCCUGAAGGCGCGAGAGGUCUCUGUCGCCGAGAUUAUGACCAAGAACCCACUGUGCGCGAGAACCGACACUAGCGCUACCGAUGCGCUCGACCUGAUGGUGCGAAAGGGUUUCAGACACUUGCCGGUCAUGGAUGAGAACCAAGAUAUUUCUGGUGUUUUGGAUAUCACCAAGUGCUUCUAUGAUGCUAUGGAGAAGCUGGAACGUGCGUACAGCUCUUCUCGCAAACUAUAUGAUGCACUGGAAGGUGUGCAGACCGAGCUCGGCUCCAGCCAGCCCCAGCAGGUCAUUCAAUAUGUGGAGGCUCUGCGAUCUAAGAUGUCCGGUCCGACUCUUGAGAGUGUUUUGGAUGGCAUGCCCCCCGUCACGGUGUCUGUCCGCACCACCGUCAAGGACGCUGCAGCUCUCAUGAAGGAGAACCACACCACUGCCCUGCUGGUCCAGGACCAGGGCUCCAUCACCGGUAUCUUUACUAGUAAGGAUAUCGUUCUUCGUGUCAUCGCCCCCGGUCUUGACCCUGCCACCUGCAGUGUGGUCCGCGUCAUGACUCCUCACCCUGAUUUCGCCCCUUCGGACAUGAGCAUCCAAGCCGCGCUUCGCAAGAUGCACGAUGGCCACUACCUUAACCUGCCCGUCAUGAACGAGGGUGGUGAGAUUGUCGGCAUGGUUGAUGUUUUGAAGCUCACCUACGCUACCCUUGAACAGAUCAACACCAUGUCAACUCAAGAUGACGAGGGUCCCGCAUGGAAUAAGUUCUGGCUUUCGAUGGACCACGAGUCGGACUCUAUGGUCUCCGGCAGCCAGAGCCAGCAACCGCACCGCUCAGUGAUGAGCCCUGAUAUCGCCCGCUCAGGCUACGACAACAGUCUUCUCCCCAACGACUCCGCGUCUCACCACGGUGACGAGCACUCUGAGAUUGCCUCCCAGCACCACACCGAGCCGGCUGCUCCUACUCCUUUCCCCUUUAAGUUCAAGGCCCCCAGUGGCCGAGUUCAUCGUGUGAACGUCCUUACCACCAACGGUGUGACCGACCUGGUGUCGCAAGUCACAGCGAAGCUUGGCAAGGAAGUCGAUGCUGUUGGUGGCGAGGCCACUGUUGAGGAGGGCCGCCUAAGCAACACCGGAUACGCCCUCAGCUACAUGGACAAUGAGGGUGAUACUGUCUCCAUCACCACUGACCAGGAUAUGACUGAUGCCAUCGACCUUGCCCGCCGCACUCACCGCGAGAAGGUCGACUUGUUUGUCCAUGAUCCUUCUCAGCCACCUAUCCCCGCCACUGUUGAACCUCAGCCGGUCAAGAUUAUGACUCCAGUUGAGGAACAAAGUGUUGUUGAAGAAAAGGCACCGGAAUCCCCCGUGGUCAAGGCCCUUCCCCCUCAACAACAAGCCGCGCCCUCUCACUCCCCCGAUGAGCAAUUGAUUGCUGGUGUCCCCAAUGACUUGCUCCUCCCUGGUGCCAUUGUCACCUUGGCCGCAGUCAUUGCAGGUGUAUUCAUACUCAGCCGCCCCAGCGGUCGUUAA
Molecule: messenger RNA, 2001 nt
Organism: Penicillium soppii
Lineage: Eukaryota; Fungi; Ascomycota; Eurotiomycetes; Eurotiales; Aspergillaceae
Product: CBS and PB1 domain protein
Exons: 2
Coding region: 1-2001 (666 amino acids)
Molecular function (GO): protein binding
Source: RefSeq, a predicted model, not a curated record